This is a messenger RNA of Triticum aestivum (bread wheat), 1854 nucleotides long. RefSeq names its product ankyrin repeat-containing protein At5g02620. The transcript has 2 exons. NCBI's taxonomy places the organism in Eukaryota, Viridiplantae, Streptophyta, Magnoliopsida, Poales, Poaceae. The coding region runs from base 1 to 1290 and encodes 429 amino acids. The record is from RefSeq and is a predicted model, not a curated record. Gene Ontology annotation, molecular function: protein binding.
AUGGCAAACAAUACAACGACAACUGAUGUAUCAGGAGGACAGUCACGGAUGGACGAACGGAUCCUAGAAGCAGCCACCGAUGGUGAUUCCUCAUCAAUUAAAGAGUGGGCCAAGGAGAAUCCAGGCAUUCUGCUUGGAACAAGCCCACAAGGGAACAACUGCCUCCACAUCUCCACCAUCCAUGGGCACAAAAAAUUCUGCAUGGAUGUGCUGGAACUAGAGCCGUCUCUCCUUUCAGAUGUCAACUGCGAGCACGAGACGCCGCUUAUCAUCGCUGUAACACUUGGCCAUGCAUCUUUGGUUUCAUAUUUACUCGAGUGCUGCCGCAAAGAAGAAGAAUUGAGGCGGACAAUCUUGCAACAAGACAGGUAUGGAUUCAACGCACUUCACCAUGCCAUUCGCAACGGCUACCAGAAGCUCGCGCUGGAGUUGAUAAAAGCAGAGCCCGCCCUGUCUAAAGCCGUGACCAGGUACAAUGAGUCGCCCAUGUUCAUGGCCGUGAUGAGGAAUUUUGCAGAUGUUUCCGAAAAGCUAUUAGCCAUUGUUGAUUCUUCCCAUGUGGGAAAGUAUGGCCGCCAUGCUCUUCAUGCUGCAGCUAGAAAUGGAAAUGAAGAUAUUGCGGACGAAAUUUUGGAGAAACGUUCUCACCUGGCCAGAGAAGCUGACUCGGAUGGGAUUACUCCAAUACGAAUGGCUGUAUCUCAUGACAAGUCUGACGUGCUGAUCACAUUGCUGCAACAUGAUUCUUCUUUAGCAUAUGAAACCGACAAGACUGGUUAUCCUCUCCUCUGUUCGGCCGCUACUCGGGGUCAAGUUAAUGUUGCUCGAGUGCUUCUUCUCUAUUGCCCGGAUGCUUUUUAUUGCCCGGUACUCAGAGAUGGUACGGCAAUUGGAAAAAGUUUGACAUGCCUUCACAUAGCUGUACAGAACGGUCAUCUAGAGUUCGUCGAAUUUAUCUUGAGGAGGCCGCAACUUCGGAAACUCAUUAACAUGCAAGACAUGGAUGGAAAAAAUGCUCUGCAUUACGCAAUCCAGCAGUGUGAUCCUAAACUUGUUGCUGCAUUACUGGCUCAUGACGAUAUAAUAGACACUACAAUUCUCGACAACCAUGGUAACUCAGCGGCUUCGCAAUUAUCGAGCAUUACUGAUGAAGACAAGCCUUUAGACUGGGUACAUAUAUGCUAUAAACAUAUUGAAUCAUAUAAUAUUAUUAUUGUAGACCUUAUUAAUUUUUUGUGUUCCUUGUUUUUAAUUGAAUCCAUGCAGAAGGAAGUGCACGUGCUUAUGUGAGGAGCUGAUCCCAAUGAUGAUGACAUCUCAUUGUAUAAUCUAAGCAAGGUAGCCAAGCAACGGGAAACUAUUGAAUCAAGGAAGGAGAGGCAAUCUCAAACUCAAAAAUACACAAACAACACGUCAUUUGUGGCAAUCCUACUUGCGACAAUAACCUUCACCGCUGCUUUCACUCUACCUGGAGGAUAUAGCAGUGAUGCUGGAAGUGCGGGACUUCCCAUCAUGUCUAAAGAGAUUGCAUUUCAAGCAUUCUUGGUCUCUGACACCUUAGCAAUGUGCUCUUCAUUUGUUGCGGCCUUCAUAUGCCUCAUGGGAAGGUGGGAGGAUGCUAACAUCACAAAUUAUUAUAUCUCCGUUACUAAGAAGCUUACUUGGUUUGCAUACAUGGCAACAAUUACAGCUUUUGCGACUGGUUUGUACACAGUGCUGUCCGCACGUGUCCACUGGUUGGCCAUUGGGAUUUGCUCUGUGGUAGGUUUAGUGCCCUUUCUUACUAUGUUCAUAGCGAAAUGGCCUAUCUUGAAGCUCAAGUUUCGCCAAACUUGUCGUGGCUUGAGGCUCAAA